This is a messenger RNA of Gavia stellata (red-throated loon), 774 nucleotides long. It is a transcript of the gene C1QTNF8, whose product is annotated as C1q and TNF related 8. The transcript has 2 exons. Gene Ontology annotation, molecular function: protein binding. NCBI's taxonomy places the organism in Eukaryota, Metazoa, Chordata, Aves, Gaviiformes, Gaviidae. The record is from RefSeq and is a predicted model, not a curated record. Bases 1 to 774 code for a protein of 257 amino acids.
AUGAGCGCUGUGUUUCUCCUGCUCUUGGUGUCCACUGCGAACGUUGGUGCCGUGCUGGAAAAGGGUCUGCCGAGACGGGAACCCCGGCGCCUCUCGUGCGUGCGAUGCUGCGGGCCUUCAGAGCAGCCCGUCUCCAUCAUCUCUUCAAGAUACGCAAGGAUGAGCAGUGACCCUGCCUAUUCGGUACCCAAAGUCCAGCCCACUAUAGAUAUCACCAUCCUCAAAGGUGAGAAGGGUGAAAUGGGAGAGAAAGGGUACCCUGGAGCAGUUGGGAAGGAAGGAGAAAGAGGGCUACGUGGCUUUAAUGGACGGAAGGGACAGAAAGGCCAGCCUGGCCCACAAGGCCAUUCCUGCAAGCAGCUCUACGCUGCUUUCUCGGUGGGUCGGAGAAAACCCCUUCAUAGCUCAGACUACUUCCAGCACGUCACUUUUGACAUGGAGUUCGUGAACCUCUACAAGCACUUCAACAUGUUCUCGGGGAAGUUCUUCUGCUAUGUGGCAGGAAUCUACUACUUCAGCCUCAACGUCCACACCUGGAACUUCAAGGAGACUUACCUGCACUUGAUGAAGAACGAGAAAGAGGUGGCCAUCCUCUACGCCCAGCCCAGUGACCGGAGCAUCAUGCAGAGCCAGAGCCUGAUGCUGGACCUGCAGGAAGGAGAGGAGGUCUGGGUGAGGAUGUUCAAGCGGGAGCGAGAAAAUGCCAUCUAUAGUGAGGAGUCUGAUGUUUACAUCAUCUUCAAUGGCCAUUUAAUCAAGCCAGCUGUAGAGUAG